CUAAUUGGGCCGGCUUCAAGGAAUUCAACGAGGACACCUUCGCCGCUCUUCCCAUCCCCACAGAUGUGCGCGCAGGUGAACGCUCACAUUCCGCAAGAUGCUCACAUCUGCUGCGGCCCGCUUCGUCCCAGCUGGAAGUUUCAAGGACAUCCGUCCUCAUUUCCCAGCCGAAGAAGCCAGCUUGGCAAACGAGCGUGACCACCUACGCAAGGCCGAUCCCGGGGAUCCCCGCAUAAGGGAUCUCAAUUUGGAGAUCAGGCAACUGGUAAAUCAACAUAAGCGGACCAAAUGGGCUGAGCACCUGAAGACCUGUAACCUCACCUCUGGGGUGAGUAAGCUCUGGUCCACCGUUAGGUCCCUGUCGAACCCGACGAAGCACAACGACAAGGUGGAUAUCACCUUCAACGGUUGCAUUUCGUCGGACCCGAAGAGAUGCGCGGGCUAUUUUAGCCGGCUUUUCAUACUGCAUCCUCCGGUCGACAGAACCAAACGUCGUGCUACCAGACGGUUGCACAAACUGCCAUACAACAGUGCACCGCUUACUUUCACCAGCGACGAGGUUCAGGGGGCCAUCGAACACAUGAAACAAUCGAACUGCUGGGUCCUUUGGGAGUAGAAUACCUCACUAAGGUCUUCAAUCUGUCCCUGGCCACUCUCAUCAUCCCUGACAAGUGGAAAGCAGGGAGAGUGUUCCCACUACUCAAACCUGGGAAACCCGCCAACCAAGGGGAGCCUUAUCGUCUCAUAACUCUCCUUUCCCCAGUAGUGAAGACACUUGAAGCCCUCCUACUCCCACUCUUCACGAAACACUUGGCCCCAGCCCCACAUCAGCACGGUUUCCGACGAGUGCAUAGCACCACCACUGCACUCACCGCCAUAAACGCCCAAAUAAACCGCGGGCUUAACCAAAAUUGCCCCUGCGAGAGGACUGUCCUAGUAGCGUUGGACCUGAAGAAGGCUUUCGACACAGUCAGCCAUUUCCACGCUACUAGAUGACAUUUUACAGUCGACACUCCCGCCAGGGCUGAAGAGGUGGACCGCGAACUACCUGAGUGGUCGUCACUCGUCGGUGAUAUUUCGAGACCAAACUUCAAACAGAGAAAAAUAAAGCAAGAAGUACCGCAGGGUGGUGUCCUUUCACCCUUGCUUUUUAAUUUCUAUAUUUCGAAACUCCCCCAGCCACCAGAGGGAGUCUGACUGGUCUCAUACGCUGACGACUGUACGAUAAUGGCAUCGGGCAAUGACAUCGUUGGCCUGUGUUCCAAACUGAACAACUACCUCACCGACCUUUCUCGCUUUUUCACUGCGAGGAAUCUCAAACUUUCCCCCACUAAAUCCACGGCAACCCUCUUAACCACCUGGACAAAGGAGGUGUAACCUUUGACAGUUUGCUCUCCUUCUCUGCGCACACAACCGCAAUUGCCACUAAAGUCCAAAACCGCAACAAAGUCCUCAAAUCGCUUGCCGGCAGCACUUGGGGCAAAGACACAUACUGUUGCUAUCGACAUUUAAGGCAAUUGGUCGGCCGGUUCUGAACUAUGCAGCGCCCGUCUGGUCGCCUGGAACUAGUGACACGCAGUGGAUAAAGCUACAGACAUGUCAAAAUACCGCCAUUCGGACAGCGACCGGUUGCCUCCUGAUGUAUCCCAUUCAACACCUGCAUAACGAGGCACAAAUGCUCCCAGUAGCGGAGCACAACAAACUGCUCGGCAAGCAGUUCCUGCUGGGUUGUUACCACAGGUUUCACCCCUGCAGACACCUGCUUGAGCCUGAGCCGCCUCCCAGGCACGUCAGGAGACACCUUUUAGACUACGCUGACGAAAUCCAGGACAAAACUGACCGCAAUCUACUGGACCUGACAGUGUUUAGACAGUUAUUAAACGACAUUCACCGGGGAGCGUCACCACCUUCUUAAGUUCCCGUCCUGUGAAUGCCGUAAUCGGAGUCCAACCACCACAUACAUCAGAUGAAGAGCUCCAGCUUCCUCGUGAGACACGUGUAACACUGGCACAAUUACAUUCUGGAUAUUGUAGCAGGUUAAACUCCUACCUAUCCAGAAUCGACCCCGACAUAGCAAACAUAUGUCCGGCAUGUGAAGGCGCCCCGCACGACACUAACCACCUUUUCUCAUGCCCCCUAAAACCGACUCAUCUAACACCCCUCUCCUUCUGGGCCCAUCCCGUCGAAACAGCAUGUUUCCUGGGCCUACCCCUAGAUGAGCUAGACGAAGACGACCGGUGAUAUGCCCGACACUGGCGGGGCUACUAUUACUGUUAAACAACAAACAAACAAAGAGCUCCAACUUGCCCGAGAGUCUCGCGUAACCUUGGCGCAAUUACGUUCUGGAUGCUGUAGCAGGUUAAACUCCUACUUAUCCAGAAUCACCCCGACAUACGAAACAUAUGCCCGGCAUGUGAAGGCACCCCGCACGACACUUACCACCUUUUCACAUGCCCCAUUAUGGUACACCCAUUCAUCUAACACACCUCUCCCUCUGGACCCAACCCGUCAAAACAGCUAGUUUCCUGGGCGUACCGUUAGAUGAGCUAGACGAAGACGACCGGUUAUUACACUACACUAACAGGGCAAAGUUACUGCUACAACAACAACAUCAACCACAUUCACUGUUGGAAGCUAGAAGCGAAUAUUUCAGUUUUAAACAUACAAUUGCGAUUAAAACCAGGAAAUUAUCUGUGUCAGUACAUACAUUAGAUCUUUUGUUGCAUGGAUUGAAAUCGAAUGCUAAUUCAGAUAUCGAGUAUAGGCAGGAGCUCACAGAUUUAGAGAACGUCAUACAAACCUAUAUCGAUACCGCACAGCGCACAGCACAAGAUAAAAUCCAAAUGGAUUCAAUAAAAUUAAUAUAAGU
Molecule: messenger RNA, 2869 nt
Organism: Anastrepha obliqua
Lineage: Eukaryota; Metazoa; Arthropoda; Insecta; Diptera; Tephritidae
Product: nuclear pore complex protein Nup160 homolog
Exons: 2
Coding region: 2451-2867 (138 amino acids)
Source: RefSeq, a predicted model, not a curated record